This is a messenger RNA of Malassezia globosa CBS 7966, 1416 nucleotides long. RefSeq lists its product as uncharacterized. The record is from RefSeq and is a predicted model, not a curated record. Lineage: Eukaryota; Fungi; Basidiomycota; Malasseziomycetes; Malasseziales; Malasseziaceae. Bases 1 to 1416 code for a protein of 471 amino acids. Gene Ontology annotation, cellular component: endoplasmic reticulum membrane. The transcript has a single exon. Gene Ontology annotation, biological process: cellular response to oxidative stress; protein N-linked glycosylation.
AUGAAUGCUAGCAUGUUGGAUUUUCCUCCGCCCUACGCGAUUGUAGCGCAGGAAUCCAAUCCACAGACGUCCUCUCGACCUUCCUCUGUCACGCAUUCUUCGCCGGAAGCAACGAUGCAAUCCCUUGAGACCGAUGCUACAUCUGUAUCUUCAUUAGAUUUGAUUCCUUCUGAUGAUGAUGAACAGACACUCUCCGACUUUGUUCAUAUCAAGCGAUUCCGCUCAACACCACAACUCUCGUCCUCGACCACAUCGUCUGCGAUGCCAAUCGAUCACCGAACACUUCAUCGACGUAGGCAUGGAAACUUUUCGAAUUACCAGCGGUUUUUUUCUAUGGUCCCGUCACUCCUUGUCAACGAGUCCUUUUCCCCUGUCACGAAAGAGACGACAGAAGAAGUCGAGCCGCUCGAACCUUUACCAAUGGCGUUCGAGGUAUUACUUCACACACUGCGCCUUUUUGCCGUGGUUCCAGGUCUUAUCGGCACCGUGUACAUGCUUCACGCAUCGUAUGUACAAGCUCGGCAGAACCGCUGGUUGCGUGACACGUACCUACCUCUUACACCCAGUGCAAUUGAAUAUGUGGCCUGUUCUCUUUGGAGUAUCUGUACGGCGUUUCAUGCCCUCUCGCUCAUGACCAUGCUACUACGCCGCUGGCUUAUUUACUAUACGCUUGUACCAUCACUGAUCCGUCUCAUCACAUUCCAGGCGAUUUGCUGGUCACUCGUGCGUGCUGUCCUUCUGCUUUUCGGUCCAGCCCAGCCUGUUGCAAGCUGGAUCAUUGUAUCUACAUUUACCUCAUUUUUUGAAAUCUUUGCUCGCUGGAUCACGAGCAAUAUCACGGAUGUUGACGACACGCAAUCAACUGAUGGUCUGCUUUCUGAUAUGAAUGAAACAGGCGCGUCUGAUGCUGAGGGUAUGCUACACUCUGAGCAAGAAAUUAUGUAUGAUUCCUAUCAACCACGCGCAAGGCACGCAGCCCGCUCCCAUCGAUACCAAAAGUAUCGCAAUCAGAGUUUGAGAGUCAUUCGCGCUCUCACGGGUGCACCGACGGAGGUUACGCCUUCUGACUCUGAUUCCGAUACCUUCAGUAAGCCUGAAUCAGGCUUCUCUUCCUCUGUACAAGAGGACAUGAAUGCACUGUCUCCUGUGGUGGACAUGGAUCACUGGCACCGGCGUCUUAUUGCCAGACGCAACAGAAAACGACAGCACCGCUCUCGACACAAGCGAAGCAAGCAAAAGUCUCGCAUGUCAGCCUUUUUUCAAAACUAUCGCGCUGCACGGAUCCAUUCGCGCCGUGUUUUCCACUGGAACGUUGCAAUUUGGCGCAACGUUGUGCCUAUCGGCAUAUUAGGAUACUUGACGCUUUGGGUUCUGCUGGCCGAAUUCACCAUUACUCGGUUUCAGGCCAGUGCAUAA